Molecule: messenger RNA, 1434 nt
Organism: Nerophis lumbriciformis (worm pipefish)
Lineage: Eukaryota; Metazoa; Chordata; Actinopteri; Syngnathiformes; Syngnathidae
Source: RefSeq, a predicted model, not a curated record
AUGGAGAACCAGGACAAAGUGCAGAUGCGGAACCAUCCUCGCAGGCAAUUGAAGAAACUGAGCGAGGACAGCCUGACCAAGCAGCCCGAAGAAGUGUUCGACGUGCUGGAGAAGCUGGGUGAAGGGUCUUACGGCAGCGUCUUCAAGGCUCACUACCGGGAGACCGGCGAGAUCGUGGCCAUCAAGCAGGUUCCCGUGGAGUCGGACCUACAGGAGAUCAUUAAAGAGAUUUCCAUCAUGCAGCAGUGCAACAGUCCCCAUGUGGUACGCUACUAUGGCAGCUACUUCAAGAACAGUGACCUGUGGAUCGUCAUGGAAUACUGCGGUGCGGGUUCCGUCUCCGACAUCAUACGCAUACGCAACAAGACGUUGACAGAAGAUGAGAUGGCCAGCAUCCUCCAGUCGACGUUGAAGGGUCUGGAGUAUCUUCACUUCAUGAGGAAAAUCCACCGGGACAUCAAAGCUGGAAACAUUCUGCUCAACGCCGAGGGCCAAGCCAAGCUGGCUGACUUUGGCGUAGCCGGUCAGCUGACGGACACCAUGGCCAAGAGGAACACUGUAAUUGGGACGCCCUUCUGGAUGGCGCCCGAGGUGAUCCAGGAGAUGGGCUACAACUGCGUGGCAGACAUCUGGUCGCUGGGCAUCACUGCUGUGGAGAUGGCCGAGGGCAAGCCGCCCUACGCCGACAUCCACCCCAUGAGGGCCAUAUUCAUGAUCCCCAGCAACCCCCCGCCCAGUUUGCGCAAGCCGGACGCGUGGUCACCGCAAUUCCGCGAUUUUGUCAGCCAGUGUUUGGUAAAGAACCCGGAGAACAGGGCCACCGCCACACAACUGCUGCAGCAUGCUUUUAUCAAGGCGGCCAAGCCCGCCAGCAUCCUCAGAGCACUCAUCAGCGACGCCAUGGACAUCAAAGCCAAACGCCAACAGGCGGAGCAAGAGGAUGACGAUGACAAUUCUGACGAGGACGAAGUGGACCAGGGCACCAUGGUGAGAGCGGGGUCUGGCGACUCGGCCACCAUGCGAAGCGUGGUUCGGCCAGACUCCCUUGAGGACCAGACGGGAACCGUGCGGUCGCAGCUGGGGACCAUGAUCAUCAACUCGGAGGACGACGAGGAGGAGGAGGAGGAGGCAGGCACCAUGAAAAGAACGGACGAGAGCUCGCCGCCUUCCAAGCCGUCCUUCCUGGAAUAUUUUGAGCAGAAAGAGAAGGAGGAGGCCAGCAGUCAAAAUGGAAGCCAGGCGUCAAAAGUGCUAUCGGAAGCUGAUCUCCACUUGGUGAGCUCAUGGACAGCGGAGGAUCUGCGCGCCCGGCUAGCUGCUUUGGACCCACAGAUGGAGCAAGAGAUGGAGGAAAUCCGACAGCGCUACAGAGCCAAGAGGAAGCCCAUCCUGGACGCCAUCGAGGCCAAGAAGCGGCGACAGCGCAAUUUGUGA